Closterium sp. Naga37s-1 is the source of this 1125-nucleotide messenger RNA. The record is from the annotation of a GenBank genome assembly. Lineage: Eukaryota; Viridiplantae; Streptophyta; Zygnematophyceae; Desmidiales; Closteriaceae.
AUGGUUCUGUGUCUCCCCACGCCGCCUGUGAGCAGCCCCGUCGCGCCCAACCUCGAGAUUGCCGCUGCUCGCGACGACGACAGUGCUGCUGCUAAUGGUGAGAAUGAUGAUGCCAACGGUAACGAAGGCCGUGCUGCCGUGGCUGCUGUCGCUGCUGCUGGCACUCCUGCCACUGCAGCAGACGAGGUAAGCUCGCCUCUGGCUGCUGCCGCAGCUGCUGCAUGUGCCGGCACACGCGCACCAAUCACAUCGCAACACGCGGCUCUAGAUCCAAGCGCAAAUGCUGGCCCUACUCGUCCUCCUCCCGCUGCCGCCGCUGCAGCCUCUGCAGCCGUUGCCGUCGUCGCCACGGCCGAGGCACCCGCAGCUGUGCUUGAAGCUACCCCUUCCACCCUCGCUCCUAGACCUCCACCCGCGCCUACCGCUGCCGCCGCUGCUUCGCGCGCUGCGCCAUCGCGGCCUGCCACGUGUCUAUGCACCAGCGACGCCGCCCGCCUCGCCACCACCCGCGCGGCCGCCCGCCCCAUCCGCGGCUCGUGGGUUGGCACGGGAGUGAUGGGCGCCGCCAUGUGCGGGCACCUGCAGGCUGCUGGCUAUGCCGUCAACGUGUUCAACCGCACGCCCAGCAAGGCGGAAGAACUGGUGGUGGGCGGGGCAGUGCUGUGUGAGUCGCCCGCUGCUGUUGCCGCCAUCUCAGACGUCGUCUUCAGCAUCGUCGGGUAUCCCCAUGACGUGCAGCAAGUGGUGCUGGGGCCGACAGGCGUCCUAUCCGCUCUCAAACCAGGAGGCAUUCUGGUGGACAUGAGCACGAGCCAGCCAUCCCUGGCGAGAGAGAUAGCAGCCGCAGCAGAGGCAAGGCAGUGCUGGGCGGUGGAUGCGCCGGUGUCAGGCGGGGACAAGGGCGCGCGCGAGGCAGCACUGGCGAUAAUGGCUGGGGGAGACGAGGCAGUGGUGCAGGCGCUGCAGCCUCUGCUGUCGUGCAUGGGCAAGUGCACGUACAUGGGGCCUGCUGGGGCCGGCCAGAGCUGCAAGAUGGCCAACCAGGUGACGAUAGCGAGCACCAUGGUGGGGCUGGUGGAGGGACUGCUGUACGCGCACAAGGCAGGCCUGCACAUCCCCACGUGA